Messenger RNA from Pteronotus mesoamericanus, 3021 nucleotides. RefSeq names its product torsin family 1 member B (gene TOR1B). The transcript has 5 exons. Gene Ontology annotation, biological process: nuclear membrane organization; protein localization to nucleus. Bases 50 to 1054 code for a protein of 334 amino acids. Gene Ontology annotation, cellular component: endoplasmic reticulum lumen; endoplasmic reticulum; nuclear envelope. Gene Ontology annotation, molecular function: ATP hydrolysis activity; kinesin binding; ATP binding. The record is from RefSeq and is a predicted model, not a curated record. Lineage: Eukaryota; Metazoa; Chordata; Mammalia; Chiroptera; Mormoopidae.
CCGGCGGCCGCGCCUGGGGCGCAGAGGAGAGGCUCGGCGCGACCCGAGAAUGCCAGCGGCGGGGCGGUUCGCGGCCGGCGCAGCGCUGUGGCUGCUGCUGGCGGCCGAGGCAGUGGCGGCGAUCGAGCCCAUCUCCACGGCCCUCGUAAUCGGGGUCACGUCCAUCUUCUUAGCCUACCAGCAUCCGACCCUGUACUGCCGCUUCGCCGAGUGCUGCGACGAGAAGCCCCUGAACGCGUCCGCCCUCAAGCUGCAGUUGGAGGAGAAGCUGUUUGGGCAGCACCUGGCCACAGAGGUGAUUCUCAAGGCGCUGACUGGCUUCAAGAGCAACGAAAAUCCCAAGAAACCACUGACUCUUUCCUUACACGGCUGGGCUGGCACAGGCAAGAAUUUUGUGAGCCAAAUUGUGGCUGAAAAUCUUCACUCAAAAGGCCUGAAGAGUAACUUUGUCCACCUGUUUGUGUCGACCCUGCACUUCCCUCAUGAGCACCAGAUAAAAUUGUACCAGGACCAGUUACAGGAGUGGAUUCGGGGUAACGUGAGUGCCUGUGCAGGCUCCGUGUUCAUCUUUGACGAGAUGGACAAGCUGCACCCCGGGAUCAUCGACGCCAUCAAGCCGUUUCUAGACUACUACGAGCAGGUCGGAGGCGUGUCUUACAGGCGGGCUGUCUUCAUCUUUCUCAGCAAUGCAGGCGGGGACCUCAUAACCAAGACGGCCCUUGAGUUUUGGCGGGCAGGAAAAAAGAGGGAAGACAUUCAGCUGAGUGACCUGGAACAUGUGCUGUCUGUCGGAGUCUUCAAUAAUAAGCACAGCGGCCUGUGGCACAGCAGACUGAUAGACAGAAACCUCAUCGAUUACUUUAUUCCCUUUCUGCCCCUGGAGUACACGCAUGUGAAGAUGUGUGUACGGGCAGAGAUGAGGGCCCGUGGCUCUGCUGUAGAUGAAGACGUUGUCACCAGAGUGGCGGAUGAAAUGACAUUUUACCCUAAAGACGAAAAGAUCUACUCAGACAAGGGCUGCAAGACCGUGCAGUCACGGCUGAGUUUUUACUGACCUCUCAUCCGGCCAGGGUAAGAGGCAGCUGGGGGCUCGGCAAGCCGAGGCCUUGCCUUUCAGAAUCACUUUUGAUAGGGGAGCUUGCGUCAAAGAUUUCAGCCUCAGCUGACGGGCUUCGGUGACCAACGCCGUGGAGAGCUGCUGUCCCAGGAGCCGGAAUGCAGAACCCGGAGCAGUUUAGUCUGUGUGGCCCAGGGGUUCUGCAAGGGUUGGAACUGGUGUCCGAGUUCUUGAUAACAGACAAAGCAGCACUAGGAAAAUGGCCUCCAGACCACAACUCUUGAUGAUUAACCUUUUAUCCGAACCGCUUACCGAACCUUUCUUCUCCUUAUAAGAACAGUUGGCUUGCCCUGGCUGGUGUGGCUCAGUGGAUUGAGCACCAGGCAGCAAACUGAGAAGUCACCAGUUCAAUGCCCAGUCAGGGCACAUGCCUGGGUUGCAGGUCCUGUCUCUUGUUGGGAGCAUGCAAGAAGCAUCCAAUCAGACGUUUCCCUCUCUUUCUUCCCUUCUCCUCUCUCUGAUGAUUAAGAAACAAAAUCUUUAAAGUAAAAAGGUUGGUUUGGGGUGAGAUGUUAAGACGGUUUUUGAGGGUGCAUAACCCCCCCCGCCCCGUCUUCUCAGACACUGGCAGCCUGACUGAGGGCGCACAAGGAUUUGGUCCUGUGUCUGCGCAUUGGUUUUGGUGGUGACUGGCAGCGUGAACAGACCAGAUUUCACCUUCUGGCACCCCUGGUGGGACACCUUCACCGCUCCCCAGUAAGUCUGGGUAUUUGGCGGGAGUCCCUUUGGCUGCCUGGACUGGGGGGUCUUGGGUGUGGAUCUGGGGACUCCCUAGCAGCUGCCAGGUGGUUUCAGUCGGGGCCUCUCCUCCGAUUCUCAGCACUCACUGUUGCCUUCACUUGUGAUUGAAUCUCCGUGAUUUCCGGUUUGGGACUGCAGUCCCGGGGUAAUGAAGGUGCCUUCUGGAUUGUGUGACAACUCAAAUAUCACAGGGUUCUGUCUGGUAGACUUAUAUUUACAAGUGGAAAUAUACACUAGAAAUGCUGGAGUUUUCAAGGAUGUGUAUAUUUUUAUAAUGUUUUUACGUAUGAAUCUUAGGGACUACAAAUACAGGAUGUUUCUUAUUUUAAAACAUGGGAAGGACACAGAUGGAAUAAUUGUCUAUUUUAUCAGAAAUUCUGAAAAUAAAUGGUAAAAUGUAUUGUCAAAUGUGUGGUAGUGUGUGUUCGCAAUUAUAGCACAAAGUAGGUCAGUCGGAAGCCGUGGCUGGUCCUGGGUGUCAUCUGGUGAGGACGCCCUCUGCGCAGUGGUAGGCCGGACUGCCCUGGCCACCGGAACGCAGACGGGACUCCAGCCAGUGUGACUCGCGCUCUCGUAGUUGCGAUGGCACUACAGGUACAAUGAGAACAUGCGGCCUUUGUACGUAGAUGUGGUAGGAUGGGUACUUUUAUGAUACGGAAAGCCUUACAGAGGAUCACACUGAGUCCUUUUAAAAAUGCCAGGGUGAGCCCUGGCUGGUGUGGCUCAGUGGACUGAGCACCAGCCUGCAAACCAAAAGGUCACCGGUUCAAUCCCAGUCAGGGCACAUGCCUGGUUGUGGGUUGGGUCCCCGGUUAGGGGUGUGCAGGAACUGACUGACUGAUGUGUUUCUCUUUCUCUCUUCCUUCCUCCUUUCUCUAAGUAAAUAAAAUCUUUUAAAAUAAAUAAUAAAAAAAAUGCCAAGAUGAGCCUUACAUUUUGUAGUACAAACGCACCAAUUGGAGCUAAGUUACAUUUCUUUUAUAACCUUUUGGAUGUCUGAUCAGGAGACAAGAUUUUCUGUUUACAAUGACGCAAUAAACGCCACGCGCGUGGGCCACCUUUGGACCGCCCUUACUGAUCUGUAGCUUGAAAAGUCCACGUUGUCCAUGGCACAGCCCCACCCCCAACCCAACCCACAAGAUACAGACAGGAGCUUGAAUUGA